Molecule: messenger RNA, 2821 nt
Organism: Girardinichthys multiradiatus
Lineage: Eukaryota; Metazoa; Chordata; Actinopteri; Cyprinodontiformes; Goodeidae
Product: fascin-like
Exons: 5
Coding region: 343-1818 (491 amino acids)
Biological process (GO): cell migration; establishment or maintenance of cell polarity; actin filament bundle assembly
Cellular component (GO): ruffle; growth cone; cell projection membrane
Molecular function (GO): actin filament binding; protein-macromolecule adaptor activity
Source: RefSeq, a predicted model, not a curated record
CUAUUUUUUUCUGUAGAAAAUAAGCUGAAUGGAGAGAAACAAGAAAAAGGAAAAAAGUGUAGGAUGUGCUGGUAAAGUGUACAGACUAAGUCUAAAGAUGAGUUACAGGGGGUGGGGUGGUUUGCAAAAACUGGAUCAAUCUCCCUUCAGCUCCUGUCUGUAAAGGGGCGUGCACAGCAUAUAAAAAAAUCCCAGUCCUGCAGCUCGACCGGAGCAGUGUGGAUUUGCAGUCAGGGGAUAUCCUUUGUCAUCAUUACCAUCUUCUCUCAGAGCAAAGCUGCCCUCUCUGUCUAUCCUUUUCUUGGCAUUGCUUCUCUUUUAUAUUGUUGUCUCUCCAGCAUCAUGUCGUCAAACGGCGCUGACGGGGACUUGCUGCAGAUCCCUCUGGGGCUCAUCAACAGCGCAGGCAAGUACCUGACGGCGGAGAGCUUCGGCUUCAAGAUCAACGCCUCGGCCAGCAGCCUGAAGAAGAAGCAGACCUGGACGCUGGAGCAGACCGGGGAGGACGGCAGCGCCGUUUUCCUUGUGUCCCACCUGGGCCGCUACCUCGCCGCGGACAAAGGCGGCAACAUUACCGCGGACAGCGAGACGCGCGGCCGGGACUGCCGCUUCGUCAUCACAGCACAUGAGGACGGGCGGUGGUCACUGCAGUCUGAGCCCUACGGUCGCUUCCUCGGCGGUAGCGAGGACCGGAUCACCUGCUUUGCGCAGACAGCCUCUCCGGCGGAGAAAUGGAGCGUUCACCUGGCUGUGCAUCCGCAGGUGAACCUUUACAGCUUUGCGCGGAAACGCUUCGCGCACCUGAGCGCCCAGGAGGUGUCCAUAGACCGGGACGUCCCCUGGGGCGUCGACUCGCUGGUGACGCUCGUCUACCGAGAUCAGCGCUACCAUCUGGAGACCUCUGACAACCGCUUUCUGCGCAACGACGGCAGCCUGUCCGCGAAAACGGACAAGGACACCGGCUACAUGCUGGAAUUCCUCUCCGGGAAAGUGGCAUUCCGCGACUGCAACGGCCGCUACCUGGCACCCGUGGGUCCCACGGGGACAAUGAAGUCUGGGAGGAGCGCCCGUGUGGGAAAGGAUGAACUAUUUGGCCUGGAGCGCAGCCACGCUCAGGUGCUGCUGACUGCGGGCAACGAGAAGAAUGUCUCUACGAGGCAAGGCAUGGACCUUUCAGCCAAUCAGAAUGAGGAAGGGGACCAAGAAGUCUUUCAGUUGGAGAUGAACCGUGAAGACAGGAAGUGUGCUUUUAGAACUGCUGCUGGGAAAUACUGGACACUGACAGCAACUGGAGGACUGCAGUGCACGGCCUCCACUAAGGCUGCUAACACUUACUUUGAACUGGAGUGGCGUGAUGGUUGUGUGUGCAUUCGUGCAGCCAAUGAGAAGUAUGUGAUCGCCAAGAAGAACGGCCAACUGGCAGCUGCAGUUGACAAUACAGGGGAGGCUGAGCAGUUCCUAAUGAAGCUGAUUAACCGUCCAAUUAUCGUUCUGCGUGGAGAGCAUGGUUUCAUUGGAGCUCGUAAAGCUGGUCUUCCAACCCUUGACUCCAACCGGGCAUCCUAUGAUGUUUUCCAACUGGAGUUCCAUAACGGUGCUUAUUCCAUCAAAGACUUCCAGGGGAAGUACUGGUGCGUUGGAGACGACUCCGCAGUGGUAUGCAGCAGCCCCACACCUGUCCAGUUCCUGCUUGAGUUCUGCGAUCUCAACAAAAUGGCAAUUCGAGCUCUGGGUGGGAAGUACCUUAAAGGCGACCAUGCUGGAGGGCUGAAGGCCAGCGCAGACUCUGUGGAUAGCGCCACCCUCUGGGAAUACUGAGAAAUUACGUUUUUUCUCUGCACAAUGCUUCAAACUAUUGAUACUCAAUGUAUGCAGAUUUUUUUCUUAUGUGUGUUUGCAUUUGUUUGGAUGGCUGUGUUGUUUUGAAUGUCAUUUCACCGAGGUGCUGCAGACAUUUUCUUUUCUAAUAAUGAAGUAAUCUUCCAGGGUUCCUACUGGAGAUUUCCAGCGACUUGUCGAUGUUCUGAAUGUGUCGCCACACAUCAUUUGGUUGACGUCCAGUCAAACUUACACAAGCUAUACCUAAUGGCUCUACCUAUCUGUGGUGACUGCUGGUAUAGCAUGUAACAUGUAGAACGUUGUAACUCUAAACUUUCAGUAUCAAGUUUUCUGCUGCUAUCAAUUCCUCCUGGCUAUAUUCUCUGCUCUCAUUUCUUGCUGUCUGUCGAAACACAUCUAUAUAAGACACCAGAAGAAGCGAUGUCAAUGGUUUGUAUUUGUUGGCUGUAAAUAAGGCUUUCUCUACUGCUUGAAUGCUUCAAAACAUGAUAACCAUGGAAACGUUGAAGGAGAAUACGGAUGGUAAAUCUAGGAUUUGCCCAUGUGCUGCAUUUCAAAUGUAAGCAAGGCUUUACACACUCAUUGAAUCUCUCUCCGUUUGCCUCUGAGAGCUUAUAAUAUCUCCCAUCAUUUGAGGGUGGAUUCUUUAUAUAAUACUGUUAAAAGCACAGGUGGUAGAAGAAGAUCUUUAUAAGCACACAGUAUACAUGGAUGCACAUACCUUAUCUUGAACUGUGAAAUGACAACGAAUAAUGAUCAUUGGAAUAAAGAUGUGUCUGUUUAAAAUAAAUCAAAAGCACAUGUUUUUUAAUAUCAGGGGUGCUGCUGCUGGUGUGUAAACACAAUGGUAGAAUCAUCAUCCCUAUGGAUCCUAUUGUUGCUGUGCCUUCAGUAGAGUACAUGUACUUGUUUCUCAUUCAUGCUUUUUCCAUUUUACUGAACCAAACAAAACUUCAAUAAAGUUCUCUCUUACACAGUUAAA